CUAGUAGUCAGCAGUAACAACAUGGAAACUGAAUACACACUUGUUGUAAACACACUGGUGCACACCUCACGCUCCAAUACUAACUUUAUGCUUUUAAAAUAAUUUUUUCAAUACUUCGCUAUCGACUACUUUUCAUGUGUUUUUGUUAUUAUAUUUUGCUUAGCUUUUUAUAAUGGAUGAAGUGGAUCAGAACUGUGAUGACGAACUGAUAAUUGGAAAUAGAAAAUGUGAAUAUUGUGUCUCUAAAAAGUUCAUUUGUUUACUUGUGCCUUAUUUUAAGAAAUUGUUUUCUGGCGAUGAAUCGGAAUCAAAGGAAAACAAAGUGAUUCUAGAUUUUGAUGAACGUGCCUUCGAUGCUCUUCUUAACUGGAUCCAUACAGAAAUAUUCAUCAUUCAAAUGGAUUACGUGAUAAGUUUUUAUGAAGCAGCUGAUUAUUUGAAGAUCAGCGAGCGUUUGUUUAAACUUUGUUUUAAGUAUUUCCAUAAAAAUUUUACCAUUGAACAUCUUCCAGUUGUCUUAACUCAAGUCAAAAAAUCUUCCAAAUUGAUAACUUCAGGAGCUAUUGAUUUUUUCAUUUGUCGCCAUUUCUUGAAGAUCGCUAAUACUGAUACUUUUUUGGAUUAUCCAGUUGAAACUCUUGAACAUAUUUUAAAAUUAGAUUUGAUGAUUUACUCAGAAAAUCAAGUUUUUCAAUCAAUCAUGAAAUGGGUGAAUAAGAAUGUUUAUUCAAGAAAAGAAUUUCUUUCAAGGCUAUUGAAAUUCGUGCGUUGGUCUUUCAUGGAUUCUGGUGAAUUACUAAAAGUUAAGGAAAAUGAAUUGAUAAAGGCUCUAAGAAAUUUCGAUUCAAUCAUCUCCUCUAAUGGUGACUGUCGAUUCAAUCGAACUGAACAAAACUACUUCGUCUCAAUUCAGGAAACAGAUCUUUAUUCAAAGAUGCGGAUAAAUAUAUUCGAUAAAGAUUUAUUUUGUCUACCAAUUGGAGAUUUUACCGAAGAUAAAACAAUGCCACUUGAACUUGUUCAUGAAGAACACAUUUCAGAUAUUUCAUUUGAUACUGGAAGAAGAUGUAUCCGAGUUGACUGGAACAAAAAGACGUUUCGAUGGCUUGACGAAUACCAUGAGGGAACUUAUUACAAGAAAAUUAAUAAAUUGAUUAUCAAUUUCCAGAAUAAUCAUGGUCAAUAUUCCUGCUAUUUGGAUGCUAAAGCCACUGCACUUGGUGAUGAGAUUCCCGAUAACUCAUAUUUAUUGCUUGAAUAUAAUGAUAGAUUUGUCUACAUCGGAGAAACUGGAGGAGAAAAGGAAUAUUUUGGUAUUUUCCCAGCGACUACUUCGAGAUGGUUCAAUAAAUAUGAGCAAGGUUGCGAUCAUGAAUUCCAGGCAACUAUUUUGGACAAAGAUGUUUAUGUACUCACAUCGGAUGAUGAAUUUUUCCAAUUUAAUAUGGAAACCCGUUCAUACAAUAAGAUUGAACUAUUUAAAGGUGCUAGAUGUGAGGAUUUAAUCUUAACUUCUCUUCAUACAGAAGAUGAUAAAAUAAUUCUGAUUGAUAGAUGGAAUGGAAACUUUUAUGUUUAUUGCGUUAAACAGAAGAAAUGGCUUGAAAAAUAUAUUUUAAAUGUAAAUCCCAAUUCCAACGGUUCUCAUAAAGCUACUCAUGAGUUAAUGGCCUUCGCAUCAACGUUUUUAUCGAUGAAAAAUAUAAAACCAUUGUUCAGGCGAGAUUUCUUGUAGCUCUUUCAGCUUUCAAAAAAAUAAUCAAAUAACUCACUUACCUUUUUUUAAUUAUGCUUCGGCGUCAGAUUCAAGUACAGUUUCAUUAUUUUCGUAUAUUUAUUGAAUAUUUUUGAAAUAAUUAUUUCAUUCUUGUAAUUAGCAUUGACUUAACAUUGUAUUUAUAAUGCAUCAUUCAUUUGCUCAACAAAUCUCAAAUCUUUGCUUGAAUAAAAAUUCAUUUCCAAACCAAAUUUGGAUUCCCAAAUAUUUGCCAAAAGGAUAAUAAAGUAAUUUUGGAGGAUAAAUCGACUGGAAAAAUUCAUAUUUUCAGUAUUAAUAAGCAGCAAUGGAUUGAAAGACAUGAAAUGAUGAAUAUAAAGUUUUGUUCCAACAGUUCCAAUAACUGUUCUUAUCAACUGAUUGCCUUCGCCUCAACGUUUUUACAGAUCAAAAAUAUCAAAUUUUUGUAUAAAAGAAAGUUUUGUUCACCUUGAACUUCAUGUGCAGAAAUUGUAAUAUUUAUCAUUU
Messenger RNA from Tetranychus urticae (two-spotted spider mite), 2245 nucleotides. RefSeq lists its product as uncharacterized. The record is from RefSeq and is a predicted model, not a curated record. Lineage: Eukaryota; Metazoa; Arthropoda; Arachnida; Trombidiformes; Tetranychidae. Gene Ontology annotation, molecular function: protein binding.